Molecule: messenger RNA, 637 nt
Organism: Lactuca sativa (garden lettuce)
Lineage: Eukaryota; Viridiplantae; Streptophyta; Magnoliopsida; Asterales; Asteraceae
Source: RefSeq, a predicted model, not a curated record
UACCCGAACAAAUAAUGAACUAAAUGGCCCAAACUAUGAAUGGCCCAGAUUAGCACUUUAAGCCUGCAUCCGUCUUUAAAGUUCCUCUGAACGAUGGGGAAGAGAUUACUCGAGGAAGGUCGCUAGAUUGUUCUUAAGGCGUUGUAUUAAUCCGUAGUAUCAAGAUGACAACAGAGAAAGCACCAGCUAUGGAUUCCUGCAGAAAGAAGAAGUCAGACGACGCCACAUUUCUUCAGGAUGUUAAAGAUCACAUCGAUGAGUUUGUUCAUGCUUCCAUGGAUGAACACAAAACCUGCUUCAAAAAGACCAUAUCAAAGAUGUUUGGGAUGUCUAAAGUUGUUGCAGAGAGAAAUGCUGCUGAGAAUAAGGGAAUUGAAAGCUCAUUGCCUCUUCGAACUGUUGUUUCCGAUUAAGGGUAUAACUUUGUUGUUUCCGAUUAAGGGUAUAAACUUGUAAUUUUUGCUUUAUGGGUUGUACAUCGAUAAAGCUUGGCAUUUCUUGUUUUGGGCAUGAAGUUCUUAUGUUAGCUUAUUUAAAAUUGGUAAGAUUUAAAGUCUUUUGAUAUAGAAAUCGAUAUAAUUGAAACUUGUGGAAAAAAUAGUCAAAGAUAUAUAUGAAAAUAUGAUGUUAUAAAACC